AUUGGUGACGAACGGGUGGACUCGGGAGGAAGCACCUGGACACGCCUCGGAGCUCCGACCUCCGAAUCCGAGAGACCCCCAACUCAACUCUGACCCGCCGCAUCGGACGAAUCCGUGCUCCAACCUCCUCAAUCCCACCACGGCCGAACGAACCCGGGCGCUCCCUCGGACAAAUCGCGCCAUUGCCAAGAAGGCUCCCCCCUUCGACCUCGCCACCAAAUCCCCCGGCCCCCACCAUGUCCUCCUCCUGCGUCUCCCACCACCACCAGGUCCGCGCCCGCCUCCCGCUCCCGUGCCCACGCCCGGCGGCCGCGUCCUCGUUCGCGCCGCCGGCGCCCCGCCGGCGCCGGGCGGCGCGCGCCGCCGCGAUGAGCGCCGAGGCUGCCCCGGGCGUGGCGCCGGCGGAGGAGGCGCGGGGGGCGGCGGUGCUGGCCGAGAUGGUGGAGGAGGCCGCCGUCUGGUGCGCCGUGCACGGGCUCGUCGUCGGGGACCGCGCCGACCCGAGAUCAGGAACAGUACCUGGUGUCGGCCUGGUUCAUGCCCCAUUCUCGCUGCUUCCAGCGCGUUUCCCAUCAUCCUUUUGGAAGCAAGCGUGCGAGCUGGCUCCUAUUUUCAAUGAGCUCGUCGAUCGUGUGAGCUUGGAUGGGGAGUUCUUGCAAGCUGCGUUGUCUAGAACGAAGCAGGUUGACGAAUUCACCGCUAGGCUGCUAGAAAUUCAUGAGAAGAUGAUGGCAAUAAAUAAGAAAGAGGAUAUCCGCUUAGGAUUGCACCGAUCUGAUUAUAUGCUGGAUUCUGAAACCAAUUCGCUUCUUCAAAUAGAGCUCAACACUAUUUCAUCGUCCUUUCCUGGCCUUGGCUCCCUCGUCAGUGAACUUCACAGGACCUUACUAAAUCACUAUGGAAAAGUUUUAGGCCUAGAUUCUAAAAGGAUACCACGGAAUUGGGCCGCUACUCAAUUUGCUGAAGCAUUGGGCAAAGCAUGGACUGAGUAUAACAAUGACAGUGCUGUUGUUUUGAUGGUUGUUCAACCUGAAGAAAGAAAUAUGUAUGACCAAUACUGGCUUGUCAAUCAUUUGAAGGAAUCAUAUGGUGUGACAACUAUAAGGAAAACAUUGGCUCAAGUUGAAGCUGAAGGGCAGGUGCUUACGGAUGGAACACUUGUGAUAGAUGGUCGUGCCGUUGCUGUUGUGUAUUUCAGAGCUGGGUAUGCACCAACUGAUUACCCUUCAGAAGCGGAGUGGAGAGCGAGACUUUUGAUGGAACAGUCAUCCGCUAUAAAGUGUCCUUCAAUAUCAUAUCAUUUAGUAGGAACGAAAAAGAUCCAGCAGGAACUAGCAAAACCUAAUGUCCUUGAAAGGUUCCUUGACAACAAGGAGGACAUUGCCAAACUACGUAAAAGUUUCGCAGGUUUGUGGAGCUUGGAUAAUGAAGAGAUUGUGAAAUCAGCAAUUGAGAAACCUGAUCUUUUUGUCUUGAAGCCUCAGCGAGAAGGUGGAGGGAACAACAUAUACGGUCAUGAUUUGCGAGACAUGCUGAUCAAGCUCCAGAAGGAACAGGGGGAGUCACUUGCAGCAUACAUACUGAUGCAGAGGAUUUUUCCAAAAGCUUCUCUUACUCCCCUAGUUAGGGGCGGUGAUUGCUUCGAGGACCUUACAAUCUCUGAGCUAGGGAUAUAUGGAGCCUACCUGCGGAACAAAGACAAGGUGAUCUUAAAUAAUCAGAGCGGUUACUUAAUGCGCACCAAAGUUUCUUCAUCAAAUGAAGGUGGUGUUGCUGCAGGAUUUGCUGUUUUAGACAGUAUUCUCCUCACUGAUGAGUGAGACAGGAAAAGGACAGAGUUACAAGUGACAAGUGAACUGAACUAGUGACAGUACCCACAGUCAGAAGACCGCGGUGUCAUUAGGCACAAACUGAUCUUGGCUGCAAUUGGAGAAAAAUUGUGAAUAGCUUACAUAAUAACAGACAGCAGAUGCUACACCUUGGCUGUAGAAGAUGGUUUUGGUGUUUGCUUGAAGAAACCCUAGACAAGAAAACGGAACGGGAUUGAUCAAGAAGCUUAUGUUGUCAAAGUGUGAUGAAUUUGUUUUGCACCAUAGAGCCGAUGAUGCAUCCAACCUGAUGUUUCGUUUGACUGGUGCCAUUCUGUAUUUUGGCGACCUUGAUUCCUGACCAUGAGGAUAAUUUAUUGAAACUAACGAGGCUGUAUCUUGCGUAAGAAUUGAAUAGAGCUUUUUUUUAAAGAGAAGUUGUACAGCAGAAUGUUCUGAUAGGGCAAUCCCAACCCAAGACAUCCUUUAUUAAUAGAAAUGAGCACGGUUGCUUGUUCGUU
Messenger RNA from Panicum virgatum (switchgrass), 2329 nucleotides. RefSeq names its product glutathione synthetase, chloroplastic-like. The record is from RefSeq and is a predicted model, not a curated record. The coding region runs from base 237 to 1820 and encodes 527 amino acids. Lineage: Eukaryota; Viridiplantae; Streptophyta; Magnoliopsida; Poales; Poaceae. Gene Ontology annotation, cellular component: cytosol. The transcript is spliced from 13 exons. Gene Ontology annotation, biological process: glutathione biosynthetic process. Gene Ontology annotation, molecular function: glutathione synthase activity; glutathione binding; ATP binding.